GGGAACCUCAGACAUUUUCAUUAAAAUUUAAGAGAGCUGAAGACUACCCCAUUGACCUUUAUUAUCUUAUGGACCUCUCCUAUUCUAUGAAAGAUGAUUUAGAGAACGUGAAAAGUCUCGGGACAGCUCUGAUGUUAGAAAUGGAAAAAAUAACUUCAGACUUCCGAAUUGGCUUUGGCUCUUUUGUGGAGAAAACUGUGAUGCCAUAUAUAAGUACAACACCAGCCAAACUCAGGAAUCCUUGUACAGGUGACCAGAACUGUACAAGUCCAUUUAGCUAUAAAAAUGUGCUCAGCCUUACUAGUGAAGGAAAUAAAUUCAAUGAACUUGUAGGUAAACAGCACAUUUCUGGGAAUUUAGAUUCUCCUGAAGGUGGAUUUGAUGCAAUAAUGCAAGUUGCAGUUUGUGGGGAACAAAUUGGCUGGAGAAAUGUUACAAGACUGCUGGUGUUCUCCACGGAUGCUGGAUUUCACUUUGCAGGAGAUGGGAAACUUGGUGGAAUUGUUUUACCAAAUGAUGGGAAGUGCCACCUAGAAAAUAAUAUGUACACAAUGAGCCACUAUUAUGAUUAUCCCUCUAUUGCUCAUCUGGUACAGAAGCUUAGUGAGAACAACAUUCAGACAAUCUUUGCUGUUACUGAAGAGUUUCAGGCAGUUUAUAAGGAAUUGAAAAAUCUGAUACCAAAAUCAGCAGUGGGAACCUUGUCUUCAAACUCCAGCAAUGUGAUUCAGCUGAUUAUUGAUGCAUACAAUUCCCUUUCUUCAGAGGUUAUCCUGGAAAACACUAAGCUCCCAAAAGGAGUCACCAUCAGUUACAAGUCCUUCUGCAAGAAUGGAGUGAAUGACACACAAGAAGAUGGGAGGAAAUGUUCUAACAUUUCAAUUGGAGAUGAGGUUAAAUUUGAGAUUAAUGUAACAGCUAAUGAAUGUCCACAGAAAGGACAAAAUGAAACGACGACAACAAUUAGAAUUAAACCCCUGGGAUUCACUGAAGAAGUGGAAAUUAAUCUCCAGUUCAUCUGUGAAUGUCAGUGUCAAGGUGAAGGAGAACCUAACAGCCCUAUCUGCCAUGAAGGAAAUGGAACAUUUGAAUGUGGUGCAUGCAGAUGUAACGAAGGUCGUAUUGGAAGACUAUGUGAAUGUAGUACAGAUGAAGUAAAUAGUGAGGAUAUGGAUGCUUACUGCAGGAGAGAGAACAGCACAGAAAUAUGCAGUAACAAUGGAGAGUGCAUUUGUGGACAAUGUGUAUGCAAGAAGAGAGAAAACACCAAUGAAGUCUAUUCUGGCAAAUACUGUGAAUGUGAUAACUUCAACUGUGAUCGAUCAAAUGGUUUGAUCUGUGGAGGAAAUGGUGUCUGCAAGUGCAGAGUGUGUGAGUGUUACCCCAACUUCACUGGCAGCGCCUGUGAUUGUUCUUUGGAUACCACUCCCUGCAUGGCAUCCAAUGGGCAGAUUUGCAAUGGGAGAGGAACCUGUGAAUGUGGCACCUGCAAUUGUACAGAUCCCAAGUUCCAAGGCCCCACAUGUGAAAUGUGUCAGACUUGCCUUGGUGUCUGUGCAGAGCACAAGGACUGUGUUCAGUGCAGAGCUUUUGAUAAGGGAGAAAAGAAGGAAAGCUGUUCUCAGGAAUGUAUGUACUUCAACAUGACACGGGUGGAGAACCGCGACAAGCUGCCGCAGCCCGGCCAGCCCGACCCGCUCUCUCACUGCAAAGAGAAGGAUGUGGAUGACUGCUGGUUCUACUUCACCUAUUCUGUCAACUCAAAUGGUGAAGCCAAUGUCCAUGUGGUAGAGACCCCAGAGUGCCCCAGCGGCCCGGACAUCAUUCCCAUUGUAGCUGGUGUGGUGGCUGGAAUUGUUCUUAUUGGACUUGCAUUAUUAUUGAUUUGGAAACUGCUAAUGAUCAUUCAUGACAGAAGAGAAUUUGCUAAAUUUGAAAAGGAGAAGAUGAAUGCCAAGUGGGAUACGCAAGAAAAUCCAAUAUACAAGAGCCCUAUUAACAAUUUCAAGAACCCAAACUAUGGACGUAAAGCUGGUCUCUAAGUCUCAGUUUGUAUCUCCUUUCAUUUUCUUCCUUUUCUUUCCCCCCCCUUUGCAUGUCACUUCAAACUCAACUGUGUGUCACAGUCACUUACCUCACAGUUUGAGUCUUGCGCUGUUUUAUCUGCUGCUGCUUUGAUUCUGGGGUUGUGAAGAGUGUGGCUUGAAAACUGUUAAUUUGUUUUGAGAGCAAGAUUGCUUCCUUACUAACCACCAGUACUGCCUUAA
This is a messenger RNA of Dryobates pubescens (Downy woodpecker), 2267 nucleotides long. Its product is annotated as integrin beta-1. The record is from RefSeq and is a predicted model, not a curated record. The transcript is spliced from 12 exons. Gene Ontology annotation, molecular function: laminin binding; integrin binding; collagen binding involved in cell-matrix adhesion. Lineage: Eukaryota; Metazoa; Chordata; Aves; Piciformes; Picidae. Gene Ontology annotation, cellular component: integrin complex; cell surface; focal adhesion. Gene Ontology annotation, biological process: cell adhesion mediated by integrin; cell migration; integrin-mediated signaling pathway. The coding region runs from base 69 to 2042 and encodes 657 amino acids.